AUGGUUCAUUAUGUGUAUGUAAAGGAGGGAUAUACAUAUGAAGAAGCCUUAAAAAGGCCUGAUGGAAUUGUAAUUUCGGCUAUAUUUUUGGAAAUAGGAGGGAAUGGCCAUGCAUUGUCAAUUAUAGAAAAAUAUUUGCCGCAAGUAGUUUUAUAUCGUAAGAAAAAUUUAAAAAAUAAAAUUAAAAAUCUCCCUUCAGGUAAGACAGUAAAGAUUCCAAAUUUCAUAGUCGGCUUUUCGAUACCUGAUAAGUGGAAUGAGUAUUACCGUUAUGAUGGAUCUUUCACUAGACCAAACUGUGCAGAAGUUGUUAAUUGGAUUAUUUUGCCUGGACCGGUUCAAUUUACUCAAAAACAAGUAAAAUUUGAUAAAGACCCUUCUCAAAAAAAUUUUUUUUCUCAGCUUGAUUUAUUUCGUAAAAUAGAAGGUCCAAACGGAAAAGCUUUAGGUUCGAAUGUACGUCCAACUCAACCAUUGAACCAACGUCGAGUAGAACACCGUCCGCCAAAUUGCUAAUAAAGAGGAGAAAAUGAGAAGGCAAAAAAUUGUGAAAAACUGUGAUAUCUAUAAAUAAUUUUUGUGUUCUAAAAAAGCUACUUGAAAAUGUUGCAAUAUUUUUUAUAAAAAUAAAUGUUAACAAAUAAAAUUAAAAUUUUAUUAAAAUGUAUUUUAAUAAGCAGUAUUCGACUCAGGAAAAUAUGAUAUACUCUUGUGUUAUCCUCCCCCCAUUUUCCUUUUUUCCCAUUUUGAUCGGCUAUAAUUUUCUAUGUGUAAUCCAAAUCGAAUGAAUCUUAAAUCAUUCGAAAGCACUCGAUAAGCUCUGAUUUUUCUGGACUGUAUG
This is a messenger RNA of Meloidogyne enterolobii, 841 nucleotides long. The record is from the annotation of a GenBank genome assembly. NCBI's taxonomy places the organism in Eukaryota, Metazoa, Nematoda, Chromadorea, Rhabditida, Meloidogynidae.